CCGCGUCCCUCUCUACCCGCGCGGAACAUGCAGACUGUAGUCUGUGAAAAGAAGACCCCCAAAAAAUGACAAAGAAGCUCUCAAAAUCUCCGAUGGAGUUCGAUCUCGAUUCCUUCCUCCAAUUCCACACCACCACAACCGACUCCGACUCCGACGACGCACCUAACUCCAUCCAUCGCCGUACGGUCGACGAAAUUCUCAACGACUCCUCCUCAUCCUCCUCUUCCUCUCCAUCCAGCAGUCCCGUCCGUCAGCACCUCCCCGUCCUCUCUCCAAACCCUCUCCCCCAAGAAAAGAUCCAAAUUCCCGAAACGCCCCUUCCCAUCCCUCCAAUCCCAGCCGUUGAUCAAACCCUCAAACCGCCCCACCCCGACGAAGCACCAUCUGAGCCGAAGAUCACCUCCUCCUUCAGCCGCAGGAAAUCAGGCGAAUUCUCCAGCACUUCUUUCUCCUUAGGACGGAACAAUUCCCUUCCUCUGCCCCUGCUGUUCGGAGGCAUUAAGCCGAACCCUAAGCCCGGGGCAGCACUUGCUGCAGCGGCCGCAGCUUCCCGUUCCGUUCCCACCCCUCAUGCCACCGCUAUCAAGUUCAGAAGAGCAAAGAUAGCCCUGCUUCGUCAGGGAUCUGCUGAUUCGGUCGGCGACUCGGAGACAGGAUUGGAUGACAGUGGAGGUUUUGAGCGGUUGGAAUUAGCUCCUUCUGAUGAUGUUCUGGCCGCAGAUGGAUCUGAAAGCACUCGGUUAGAUGGGAAAUCAGGAGAGGAAGAUGAUCAUGCCGAAAAUUCUGUCUCUUCAAAAACCGAAUCGAAUUUGGCAGAGGCAGUGGAGAUUUUGCACAGUGACGAUGAACUUCAAGCUGUUCAAGAGGCAGAGAUCGAACAAAGAGAAGAUCUUCGAGCAGAUGAAGAUUCAUUGGAUUCCAAUCCUUCCCCUGAGAAUGAGAUUCAUACGGUUUCAAAUUCGACUGAAGUUGUUGGUGAAAUGCGUGUCCCUACUUCGCCUCGAAGCAACAAUGCUGCUGGUGUGGAUGAGAAUUCUACAUUUUUUUAUUCUACUGAGGUCAUCGAAGAGCAUGUCCUGUCUUCCCCUCAAGAUGAGAAAGCUUCGCAGACUGAAGAAGAUUCUACAUUUCCAAGAUCUGAAAAACAUGCUAUUGAUACAAACACGUCAUCUGAUCACAAAGAUGAAGAAGAUACCAAUUUGAGAAGCGACGUGACUGAGCUUGUUGAGGACAUUUCAGUUCAAUUGGAGAGUAAGAGAGCGAGUAAAAAGAGUAGCAAGAAAUUGAGAUCGUCUAUGAAGCCGUUGGAAUUGGCCGAAGAGCUCGAGAAGAAACAUGCCUCUUUCGGUUUGCACUGGGAGGAAGGUGCUGCAGCCCAGCCGAUGAGGCUUGAGGGCAUUCGAAGGGGUCCGCCUGCAGUUGGGUAUUUACAGAUUGAUCCCUACAAUGCAAUCACUCGCAUGAUUUCAUCUCAAGCGUUCAAGCGCGAUCAUGGGUCCCCACAAGUCCUGGCGGUUCAUAUGAACUUCAUUGCUGUGGGAAUGUCGAAAGGAGUUGUUCUUAUUGUGCCUAGUAAAUAUUCCGCUCAUUAUGCUGACAAUAUGGAUGCAAAGAUGUCAGUGCUUGGGUCCCAGGGUGAAAAAUCUCAUUCGGCAGUGACUUCCAUGUGCUUCAAUCAGCAGGGGGACCUGCUUUUAGUAGGAUAUGGUGAUGGUCAUCUGACGGUUUGGGAUGUUCAUAGAGCUGCAGCUGUUAAAACAAUUACUGGGGAACAUUCUGCACCGGUAGUACAUACAUUAUUUUUAGGGCAAGAUUCCCAAGUUACACGUCAGUUUAAAGCAGUGACUGGUGAUUCUAAAGGGCUCGUUUUAUUACAUGCUUUUUCAGUGGUGCCCUUGCUCAAUCGUGUUUCCAUCAAAACACAGUGUCUUCUUGAUGGUCAAAGAACUGGAAUUGUAUUAUCGGCAUCUGCUCUUCUGUUUGAUGACUCCCAUGGGGGUGGUUUUACAUCUGCCCAAGGCAAUCCUACAGCCUCCCCCAGUGGUCUUGGGAGCAUGGUGGGGGGUGUUGUUGGAGGUGUAGUUGGGGGAGAGGCAGGAUGGAAGCUCUUCAGUGAAGGUGCUUCAUUGGUUGAAGAAGGUGUGGUCAUAUUUGUCACCCAGCAAACUGCUCUGGUGGUAAGGCUUGCUCCCAGUUUGGAAGUCUAUGCGCAGCUUUCUAAGCCAGAUGGGAUCCGGGAGGGUUCCAUGCCUUACACUGCAUGGAAAUUUGUGACACACUCACGAGGUUCCUCUACUGAAAAUAUGCCUACAGAGGCAUCAGAGAGAGCUUCAUUGCUUGCGAUCGCAUGGGACAGAAAAGUUCAAGUAGCAAAGUUGGUUAAAUCAGAGCUGAAAGUAUAUAAAGAAUGGUCCCUAGAUAGUGCAGCAAUAGGCGUGGCAUGGUUGGAUGAUCGGAUGUUGGUGGUUCUCACAGUGCGAGGACAACUCUUUUUGUUUGCAAAGGAAGGAACUGAGCUUCACCGGACAAGUUUUGUCAUAGAUAGUUCUGGAGGAGAUGAUAUCAUCACGUACCAUACUCACUUCACUAAUAGCUUUGGGAAUCCCGAAAAGGCUUAUCACAAUUCUGUAGCUGUAAGGGGAGCCACUAUAUAUAUACUAGGGCCUAUGCAUCUUGUAGUUUCUCGUCUUCUCCCAUGGAAGGAACGGAUUCAGGUUUUGCAGAAGGCAGGUGACUGGAUGGGUGCUCUCGACAUGGCAAUGAGGCUCUAUGAUGGUCAUGCUCAUGGUGUUAUCGAUCUACCGAGAACUGUUGAUGCUAUACGCGAGGCCAUAAUGCCAUAUUUGGUGGAGUUGCUUUUAUCGUAUGUAGAUGAAGUAUUUUCUUAUAUUUCAGUGGCAUUCUGCAACCAAGUUGGAAAAGUUGAACAAGCAGAUGAGCCGAAAGUCAGCAGUUCUGUGCAAGUCCAGAUUCAAGAGCAAUAUGCCCGCGUUGGUGGUGUUGCAGUAGAAUUUUGUGUCCAUAUUAAAAGGACUGACAUCCUGUUUGAUGAAAUUUUCUCCAAAUUUGUUGCUGUUCAACAAGGAGGCACAUUCUUGGAGCUUUUGGAGCCAUAUAUUUUAAAGGACAUGCUUGGAUGUCUACCUCCUGAGAUUAUGCAAGCACUGGUAGAGCAUUAUAGUAGCAAGGGAUGGUUGCAGCGAGUUGAACAGUGUGUUCUUCACAUGGACAUUUCUUCCUUGGAUUUCAAUCAGGUGGUCAGGCUAUGCCAAGAGCACGGAUUGUACGGCGCCCUGAUAUAUCUUUUUAAUAGAGGUUUGGAUGAUUUCAAAGCACCUUUGGAGGAGCUUUUGAUGGUGGUACAGAAUAACCAAAGGACGAAUGCCACUGCUAUUGGAUACAGGAUGCUUGUUUAUCUGAAGUAUUGCUUUCUAGGGCUUGCGUUUCCUCCAGGACAUGGUUCUAUUCAUCCUUCUCGCUUGCCAUUACUUAGAACUGAACUGCUGCAGUUUCUGCUGGAGAAUAGUAAUGCUCAAGGUUCGCAAGCUGUAACCAGGUUCAAGUCAUCUGCUGGAGCCUGCCCGAACAUAUGUUAUCUAUUGUGGUUGGAUACAGAAGCAACUCUUGAUGUUUUGAGAUGUGCUUUCCUUGAUGUGGAACCUUUAAAAUCAGGCCACCCUGCGGAUGAUUCAGUUGAUGCAAAUAUAAAGGAAAACAAUGAACCUGAUUUAAGUAAUGCAGAAAAUCAAAAUUUGAUGGUGCAAAAUACAGUAAACACCCUAAUUCAUAUUCUUGAAAUGGAGAUCCCUGAAGUUGACAAAUUCACUGGCAUGGAUGAUAAUGGAUCUCAAGAAGCAUGGCCUUCAAAAAAAGACAUUGGUCAUCUGCUUGAGUUCAUUGCUUGCUUCGUUGCAUGUAAAGGUGCUACUAUUUCGAAAACUGUAUUGAAUCAUAUUCUGGUGUACUUGACAUCAGAAAUUGAUCUCUCAUCAACUGUUUCCAGUCCAAAAACUGAAACUGCUCAGAGAAAAGAGAAACAGGUGCUUGCCCUAUUGAAAGUGGUGCCUGAAACAGACUGGGAUUCUUCGUAUCUGUUAGAUCUCUGCGAAAAGGUCCAAUUUUAUCAAGUUUGUGGCUUCAUACAUACAAUCAGAGGCCAGUAUCUUGCUGCUUUGGAUAGCUAUGUGAAAGAUGUGGAUGAGCCCGUCCAUGCUUUUGUUUUUAUCAAUAGCAUGUUGCUACAGUUGAGAGAGAAUGAGUUUUCUGCUUUUCAGUCAGCAGUUAUUUCUCGAAUUCCUGACCUGGUCGUCUUAAGCAGAGAGGGUGCGGUCUUUUUGGUCAUUGACCAUUUCAGUAAGGAAAGUCAUCAUAUUCUAUCUGAACUUCAUUUUCAUCCAAAAAGUCUUUUUCUUUUUCUAAAGGCGGUUAUUGAGGUUCACUUGUCUGGGACUCUCAACUUUUCUUCUUUGGAAAGAGCUCGUGUGUUGGAUUUUCCUUGUGGAAGGAAGAAUAAGGAUCAGUCAAAUGAACUUGAGGCUUACAUGGAAAGGGUCUCCAAUUUUCCGAAGCUUCUGCGUCAUAAUUCUAUUCAUGUCACUGAUGAAAUGGCAGAACUUUAUCUUGAGCUAUUGUGUCAGUAUGAACGUUGUUCGGUUCUCAAGUUCUUGGAGACGUUUGAAAAUUAUAGGCUGGAGCACUGUUUACGUCUGUGCCAGGAGUAUGGGGUCACAGAUGCAGCUGCAUUUUUGCUAGAACGAGUUGGUGAUGUCGGCAGUGCUCUAUUACUUAUCAUGUCUGAUCUUAGUGAAAAACUACACCUGCUUGAUACUGCUCUGGAAGCCAAAGUUCCUGAAAUAACUUCAGGUAGCUUAACUGAGAUGGAGCAGCUUAACGCUAUUUUAAGGAUGAAGGAGGUUGACACUGUACGUGAUAUAUUACAUGCUUCUAUUGGGUUAUGCCAGCGAAAUACCCCACGUUUAGAUCUGCAGGAGUAUGAGUCUCUCUGGUUCCGGUUACUUGAUUCGUUUUGUGAGCCUCUUAGGGAUCUAUAUAAAGAUAAAAAAAUCUCUAAAGGAAGAAAUUAUGCUGGUGCACUACCUGCAGCAGUUGGUAUUCAGGAGGACACAGAAGCAUCUAUGUAUAGAUGGAAGAUCUCAAAAUUUGACAAAGGUGCUCAUAUUUUACAAAGGGUGUUUUCUCAGUUCAUCAAAGAAAUUGUGGAAGGAAUGGUUGGAUAUGUAUCACUUCCAACAAUCAUGGCUAAGCUUCUGUCUGAUAAUGGGAGCCAGGAGUUUGGUGAUUUUAAACUCACAAUAUUGGGAAUGCUAGGAACAUAUGGCUAUGAGAGGAGAAUCCUGGACACAGCUAAAUCUUUAAUCGAGGAUGAUACAUAUUAUACAAUGAGCUUGCUCAAGAAGGGGGCGUCUCAUGCGUACGCCCCACAGAAUUUUACAUGCUGUAUAUGCAGUGGCUCCCUUACCAAAGAGUCUUCAACCUCGAGCAUUCGAGUAUUCAAUUGCGGUCAUGCAACCCAUCUUCAUUGUGAAUAUCAGGAAAAUGAAGCGUCUAACCGGGAUAACCCAGCUGGCUGCCCUAUUUGUAUGCCUAAGAAGAAGAAGUCACGUGCUAGGAACAAAUCGGUCCUUGUGGAGAAUGGAUUGGUAAACAAUUAUUUGUCAAGACCUCAAUCAGCACAAGGAAAGACUACCGCUCAGCACAUACAUGAAUCCGAUGCAGUAGAGAAGCCAUAUGGGCUCCAGCAGAUGUCACGGUUUGAAAUCUUGAGUAAUCUUGGGAAACCCCAGGGAUCCCUUCAGAUAGAAACCUUGCCUCCAUUGAGGCUCACACCACCGGCAAUUUACCAUGAAAAGGUUAAGAAGGGAUCUGAUUUAUCAACAGGAGAAAGUAGCAAGAUGCCAGUGAAAAGCGAAAAAACAAGUAAAAUCAGGCAGCUGAAGGAGCUGAAAACAAAGGGUUCAUCCUCAAUUCGGUUCCCUUUAAAGUCGAGCAUAUUUAGUACUGAAAACAGAAGACGGUGAUAAGAUUCUUGUGCGAAGCCGCUGAUAGAUUGACAUACAAUGGCGGUGCUUCAUCUGAACCGUUUGAAGGUUGAGCGGUUGUGCUUCUGUCCAAAGGCAUUGUUGUACAUUUGAGUUGUAGAAAAUUAGCUUUGUUUUUGUUCUGUAUAUAUGGAUCGGAUGCAUACUCAUCAGGAGGAAAGGAAAAGGAUGAAUCAUCAUGAAAGAGAAAGCAAGGAGCUGGUUAUAGAUUUCUGUAAAUCCAGGAUGAGAGAUGAAAUAUGGAUGGUCACAUCCGUAAAUUAAUGGA
Magnolia sinica is the source of this 6327-nucleotide messenger RNA. RefSeq lists its product as uncharacterized. Bases 66 to 6038 code for a protein of 1990 amino acids. Gene Ontology annotation, biological process: protein targeting to vacuole; endosomal vesicle fusion; vesicle-mediated transport. The transcript has 19 exons. Gene Ontology annotation, cellular component: HOPS complex; late endosome. The record is from RefSeq and is a predicted model, not a curated record. Lineage: Eukaryota; Viridiplantae; Streptophyta; Magnoliopsida; Magnoliales; Magnoliaceae. Gene Ontology annotation, molecular function: protein binding.